Messenger RNA from Crotalus tigris (Tiger rattlesnake), 1341 nucleotides. RefSeq names its product vomeronasal type-2 receptor 26-like. Gene Ontology annotation, biological process: G protein-coupled receptor signaling pathway. NCBI's taxonomy places the organism in Eukaryota, Metazoa, Chordata, Lepidosauria, Squamata, Viperidae. Gene Ontology annotation, cellular component: membrane. The record is from RefSeq and is a predicted model, not a curated record. The coding region runs from base 1 to 1341 and encodes 446 amino acids. The transcript has 3 exons. Gene Ontology annotation, molecular function: G protein-coupled receptor activity.
AUGUGGAGGCAGCAGCCCAUGAUGGCACCGCCCCUUAGAGUGACUUUUGAUGGCAAUCCAGAGAAGUUGAUUUUCUUCCUUAGUCAAGUACAUUCCCACAGGAAUCACAAUGCCAAUUUCUACCCAAAUCUACCUGCUACGGUAGACAUGUUUGUGGCCAAUAUGGAAGGGGAAGAGUCUGAGUGGCUAAACAAUCGGUACAAAGAGCAAGCGCCUGAACUGGGGGAUCUCCAUCCCUUACUCCUUGUAUUAAGAGCCAAGUUCGAGGGCCCAUCCAUAGCCCUCAAAAUGGAGAAACAAAUUCCCAAGAUAAUUCAAACAAUACCUCUUUCCAUCUGUAAUAAGAUGUGUCCUCUUGGCCAUAGCAAGAUAAAAGUGGAAGGAAAAUUAUCCUGCUGCUAUGACUGUAAGCCAUGUCCAGAAGGAAAGAUAGCUGACCAAUUGGACUUAGAUGACUGUUUCCCAUGUCCAGAAGAUCAAUAUCCAAACAAGGAUAAGGAUAGUUGCCUUCCAAAACGUAUAGUUUAUUUAACUUAUCAAGAACCAUUGGGGAUUUCUUUGGCAGUGAUUGCAGUCUUCUUCUCAAUCAUCUCAGCUGUGGUAUUGUGGAUCUUCAUUAAAUAUCAGGACACACCUAUCAUUAAAGCCAAUAAUAGGAACCUCACUUAUAGCCUUCUCAUUGCUCUCCUCCUCUCUUUCCUUUGCACUUUGCUCUUCAUUGGACAACCUGACCAAGCCAAAUGUCUCUUGCGACAAACUGCUUUUGGCAUUAUCUUCUCAGUAGCUCUUUCUUGCAUAUUGGGGAAAACAAUUAUAGUGGUCCUUGCUUUCAUGGCCACCAAGCCUGGCUCCAAAAUUAGGAAAUGGGUGGGGAAAAAGAUGGCCACUGCUAUUGUCCUAUCUUGCUUCCUGACUCAAUUCAACAUCUGUAUAGUGUGGCUGGCAAUUUUUCCUCCCUUCCCAGAUUCUGACAUGCACUCCAUGGCUGAAGAAAUUGUCCUCCAAUGUAAUGAAGGUUCAACCACCAUGUUUUAUACAGUCCUGUCCUUUUUGGGGUUCUUGAUUGCUGUCAGCUUCACGGUGGCUUUUCUAGCUAGGAAUCUGCCUGACAGCUUUAAUGAAGCCAAGUUUAUCACUUUCAGCAUGUUGGUCUUUUGCAGUGUUUGGGUGUCAUUUGUUCCAACUUAUCUGAGCACCAAGGGAAAAUAUAUGGUGGCUAUAGAGAUCUUCUCCAUUUUGGCUUCAGCAGCUGGAUUGCUGGGUUGCAUCUUUUCCCCCAAAUGCUAUAUCAUUAUUCUGAGACCUGAUCUGAACCAAAAGAAGCAAUUAAUGAAAAAAUGA